This is a messenger RNA of Planococcus citri (citrus mealybug), 1042 nucleotides long. It is a transcript of the gene Pa1, whose product is annotated as PTIP associated 1. Gene Ontology annotation, biological process: positive regulation of cell cycle G1/S phase transition; positive regulation of intracellular estrogen receptor signaling pathway. The record is from RefSeq and is a predicted model, not a curated record. The coding region runs from base 337 to 750 and encodes 137 amino acids. NCBI's taxonomy places the organism in Eukaryota, Metazoa, Arthropoda, Insecta, Hemiptera, Pseudococcidae. Gene Ontology annotation, cellular component: MLL3/4 complex. The transcript has 3 exons. Gene Ontology annotation, molecular function: nuclear estrogen receptor binding.
AUACUAGUAUUUGUUGGGGGUCUUUCAUCCUGUGUGCCGAUUUUUCAUUUUUCGUAAAAAACGAAAGUUUCAUGAUUUUGUGAUUAUUUGAAAGCUCUCAAAGCUCCAGUGAAUGUUAUAAUUAUUAAUUACUGAAGUGAUACUCGAGAUAUGCAUUCGAGAAUGUCCAUCAAAUGAUCCAAGGUGAUCUUCCAGUCUAGUUUUUGCUUCAGCAGUUCAGCUCUUCAGCUCGAUUGUUCUUAUCAAAGUAAUAAUUUCUUAUCAUUCAUUUCAUUCGGUAAAUUAUUUCAAAAGUUCGAAAUUAUUGUUCUACAAGCUGAACUUAUAUUCCAAACAAUGAGCUCGGAUGAAGUAUACGUCGAUUGUUCCGAUGACGAGAAAUAUGAUGUGAAACUAGUCGACGAUAAAUGGCUACCUCCGCCGGAAGAAAUUGUCCGACUCUACGAAGCUAUAGAUGAACACGGAUGUUUAGAAUUAGAAUGGCAAUGUCCUGGAAGAAGACCACCAACGCCGACGGAAACCGCUCACUCGAACCCUUCCAGUAAUGAGAACGUUGACGAAGAACCUAUAAACAAUUCAGAUUUCGAUUUUCAAGAAGAGAUGAACCAUCUGAAUCUUCGACCUACCGGUGAUAAUCAGUUGAAAGGAAGUGCUAAGAAGAAAACUACUACGUUUGAUGCUAUUCUGUCUAAUAUGGCUCGGCAUAGGAAACUGGAUAAUAUGGCUAACGAGGGUGGUAAUGGUAGUUGAUCGAGAUCAUAAUCAAUUCGAUAUUUAAUUGUUUCUUGUUUUUAUUGUUCUGAAUGCUGCACAAGCAGGGUUGGAUUGUGUUGUUCAGUGAACGUUAUGUUGUGAAAAGUUUGUUUUGUUCGAUUCUUGUUAUUUUAUUCUCAAUCAAUUUGAAUCCUUCUGAGUGCCAUCGAAUUAUUCAAGAUAUUCCAACAAAAAUGUUUCUUUCGAAUGAUGAGUUUUCCUACGAACGAGUUCAUUGCCUAAUUAAUUGUAUGUAAUUGUUGUAAAUUAUAUUUUUCUAAAAUUCCGA